Molecule: messenger RNA, 1768 nt
Organism: Prosopis cineraria
Lineage: Eukaryota; Viridiplantae; Streptophyta; Magnoliopsida; Fabales; Fabaceae
Exons: 9
Coding region: 201-1307 (368 amino acids)
Source: RefSeq, a predicted model, not a curated record
CACGCUCACUUCAGGGAAGCUUGAUACAGGCGAUCCGGAUUCUCAAAAGUCAAAACCCUCCUCAGCCCUGAAGAUGAAACGAAUUUCUCUUCCAUUGAUCUUCUCGAUUACCGCCAUUUCCGGCUAAUGUUGUUCGAUUUUGCUCAUAUCAUCACAUUCAACCUCAUACUAACUAGUUAAACUGCCGAGUCGACUAAUUCAUGGGAGUAAAAGGAUACUGUGAAGUGGGUCGGUCUCUGAUUGGAAAAUGGAGGACUUGGUCUCGCUAUCCGGUAUCUUUGUGGGUUCGGAGCUUACGAUCAAAUGCGGCACUGGAAGCCAUUGCUAAAGCUUCGGAAGAGAAAGUUCCCAAUGUUGUGCUUUACAAUUACCCCUCUUUUUCUGGAGCAUACUCGGCUCUUUUUGCUCACCUCUUCCACUCUCAUCAUAAUAUCCCAUGCCUUAUUUUGCCUUUCUCUUCUGUUGAGCCUCUCAGAGUUGAAGAUUUAACCAGUGAAGGCCUUGAGACAUGUUAUCUGCUUGACUUUCUCUGUCCGAAAGAGUUUCUUUUGAAACUUUCACAGCAAUCAGAAUGCAAGGUAAUUGGGUUUGAUCACCGGAAAUCAGCAAUUUCAUGUAUUCCCGAUGCCAAUGAUUGCCCUGAGAAUCUCACUAUUCAUGCAAGCCUUGAGAAGAGUAGCUCUAGUGCUGUUUACGAAUACUUCUCCACCAAACAUGCAGAUAUUGGAAAUCCUGAUGGUGUGGUUCCAAGUUUGCUGGACUCAAAAGCAAAAGUUCGUGUGGAACUUGUUCUUAAAUAUAUUGAGGAUGGAGAUCUUCAUCGAUGGAGCUUGCCUAGCAUAAGGGCCUUUAACAUUGGACUGGGUGAAUGGCGCUCAAAAUUCAAUUGCCUUGCUAAUCCAUACAUGUAUGAGCAGUUGCUGGAGUUAAGUGCUGAUGAUUUAAUUGCUAAGGGAAACUCAUAUCUUUCAUCCCAACAGAAUGCUGCGAGCAAAUUGCUGGGAAAAGUCUUCAGGGUUCGGCUGGGUAGAGGAUUUUAUGGAGAGUGUCUGGGAGUUAGGGCAGAUGGGAACUCGAAUUUAAGUGAUGAAAUUGGCAAACUACUGAGUGCAAAGAGCGCUGCUGCUGGUCUAAGGCCUGUGGGAGCUGUGAUAUUCAUGCAAAGGAACAAUCUUAAAAUGUGCCUGAGAAGCACUGAUAAUGCCACAGAUACCUCUGAAAUUGCAAAAGCAUAUGGUGGAGGAGGUUCCCCAAGUUCAAGCUCCUUCAUAAUAAGGAUGGAUGAGUAUAAUCAAUGGAUUCGAUGAAUUCAUUAUCAUUUAGGCUCCACAGGCAAACAUCUGAGAGAAUCAAGCAAUGCAAAUGAUAUGCACAACAAAACCAACAAAUGCUAUUGGCUAGGGCUGUGCAGAGAACCAAGCAACCUGGCAAACCUGCCCUGAUUUCAUGAUCCUCUUUGCCUUCCUUCUGAUCAACUACUUUAUGAUCUAGUGGUACACUUAUAGAGUUGUGGGUUGAUUGAUCUGCGGUUUAAGUUCUCAGUGUAUCUUCUAUAUGUUUUUCUGGGGUUCUGAGAAAUAAACAGACCCAGAUCCUUUGUGACUUGUAUGGCUUUGUUAAUAGGUCCGCUAAAAAGAAGCUGGUUUAGACUGAACCCAGCUCAAUCAUGUGUUGGGUUGUCCCUAGACAGGCUUGGCGUUGGUUCAAAUUUCUAACAUUGGUGUUAGUAUGGGAGGAUGGUUCUUCUCUGGUAAAGUUACAUUUUCUA